Messenger RNA from Amoebophrya sp. A120, 908 nucleotides. NCBI's taxonomy places the organism in Eukaryota, Dinophyceae, Syndiniales, Amoebophryaceae. The record is from the annotation of a GenBank genome assembly.
GAUGACUGGAUGAAAAUUUUAGCAAAAAGGAUUUAGGAUCGAAAACGGUUGUAGCAAAGAUGGAGAUCAAAAUGGACCUUCGUGAUGAUCUUCACAGAAACAUCAAAUCUCGUGACGCCGGAGUAGCACUUUCAAAGAGAUCAAAGAGCCUGAUCUUGUUGCAGAUGAAAGAGCACUUUCAAAGAGAUCAAAGAGCAUGAAUCUAUAUCACAAUCCUACUAAAAGAGUUCGCGUGAUUUUAGUAAAAAUUUUCGCAAUCAUUCACUUUUCGUGAUUGGUGCAGGUAAGUAUUUUUCUUGAGGAGACACACCAUCAGCAACCUUUCAUUCUAGCAUCAAAGCGCGCGCAAUGAUGUCUUUCCGACCGUUGCUCUUCAGCAUUUUCUGUUUCGCAGGUCCGUGCCUCGCCACGGUGCGGGAUCCUGGCCGCGAACCCGGCGUCUCUCUUCCAGAUUGUGACUCUAUAGUGGCCCAUGUUUGUUCUUAUCUCGAGUUUCCGCUGCACGCCAUUUUUGACACCCUGGUGCCCGGAGGACGACCGCAGAGUAUUUACGAUGACGGCGAGGAUGAGUACGAGAACCAGGGAAGCUCCAGAAAACCUAACAGGAUUAGGCAUCUCGAGGAACACUCCUGGAAACCGUUUUACCAGCUGCUGCUGCACCCUGUGGAGCUUCGCCGUGCUAGUCGCCUCUUCCGAAAUGUGGCGCCCCCUCGUGGUUUCGCGACGCAGCUGUUGUCUUACGUCGAGCCCGGUGCGGUCCUCAGAGCGACCACGGAGAGGAGCCGCUCCAUGGAGACUAGCAAUGAUGUCGAAACAGGAGGAAGUAACGCUGGAGUCGCGGCGGCCUCCCCACCCUUAGAUGACAGCUUUCGGCAUUUUCUGCAUCUCUUGGAAAAGGCGCUGGUGCG